UACAUCCAACGAAUUCUUUGGAAAGUUCUAGUGAUUCAGUGAUCUCUUCUUCUCUCUCUCUCUCUUUCUCGAGCUCGAUCUCGGUGGUAAUGGCGCCUCAGAUGAUGAACAAGGCCGUGGCUGUGAACGGUGGUGCGAUUGGGAAGCAAGGCGGGAAUGGGAAGCGGGCUUACGUGACGUUCCUCGCCGGAGAUGGUGACUAUGUGAAGGGUGUUGUUGGAUUGGUUAAAGGACUGAGAAAGGUGCGUUCCUCUUACCCUCUCGUUGUCGCCGUGCUGCCUGACGUGCCGGAGGAUCAUCGGAAACUUCUUGAGAAGCAAGGUUGCAUCGUCCGUGAGAUCCAGCCUGUUUAUCCGCCGGAAAACCAAACCCAGUUCGCCAUGGCGUACUAUGUCAUCAACUACUCCAAGCUUCGUAUCUGGGAGUUCGUGGAGUAUAGCAAGAUGAUUUACCUGGACGCGGACAUACAGGUAUACGAAAACAUCGAUUACUUGUUCGAUCUCCCCGAUGGUCACUUCUAUGCCGUGAUGGAUUGCUUUUGCGAGAAGACAUGGAGUCACACCAAACAAUACCAGAUCGGCUACUGCCAGCAGUGUCCAAACAAGGUGGAAUGGCCAGAGAGCAUGGGACCUCGCCCUGCUCUCUACUUCAACGCCGGCAUGUUCGUCUCUGAACCCAGUCUCACAACCUGUGAAAAAAACUCCCUCUCCACCGUCCGCAUCACAACCCCAACCCCAUUCGCAGAACAAGACUUUCUAAACAUGUUCUUCAAAGACAUCUACAAGCCAAUCCCUUUGAUCUACAACCUCGUGUUAGCAAUGCUAUGGCGCCAUCCUGAGAACGUCGAGCUGCACAAAGUCAAGGUCGUCCAUUACUGUGCUGCGGGUUCUAAGCCCUGGAGGUAUACUGGGAAAGAAGCAAACAUGGAUAGAGAGGACAUUAAGAUGUUAGUGAAGAAGUGGUGGGAUGUUUACAACGAUGAAGCUCUAGACUAUAAAGGUCCAGUUUUGGUGGAUGGUGUUGAUGAGCAGAGGAACCAGCCUUUGCUUGCCGCUCUCUCUGAGGCUGGUGUUGUUCACUAUACUACUGCUCCUUCAGCGGCAUGAUUUCACCACUUUGGCCUACACUUGUCUGAUGAUUUAGUGUGGCUUUUAAUUUAUUUUUAAUUUUUAGUUUUUCUUUUCUUUUGGGAGGUCAUGUGAUAUGUGUGUGAUAGUUUGAGUAAUGUGAAAAUAUAUAUAAUGUAAUUUUUAUAGUAAUAACAAAAAGAAAAA
Dioscorea cayenensis subsp. rotundata (Guinea yam) is the source of this 1274-nucleotide messenger RNA. RefSeq names its product galactinol synthase 2-like. Gene Ontology annotation, molecular function: glycosyltransferase activity. Lineage: Eukaryota; Viridiplantae; Streptophyta; Magnoliopsida; Dioscoreales; Dioscoreaceae. The record is from RefSeq and is a predicted model, not a curated record.